AUGUAUUUAAUCGUAGAUGAUCUUGUUAAGUCAAUUUGCAGCUCCCUGCCAAGAUACCAGGAUUCUUUGAGGAACCUUAUGCGACAUGGGUAUGAAAUCGUGGGAUACGCUCGCAAAUCUCCUACCGACGAUAAUAUUGAUAAUAGAAUCAGGCUUAUUCAAUUAAUGACAACAAAUUUAUGUAAAUGA
This is a messenger RNA of Cokeromyces recurvatus, 189 nucleotides long. RefSeq lists its product as uncharacterized. The coding region runs from base 1 to 189 and encodes 62 amino acids. The record is from RefSeq and is a predicted model, not a curated record. NCBI's taxonomy places the organism in Eukaryota, Fungi, Mucoromycota, Mucoromycetes, Mucorales, Mucoraceae. The transcript has a single exon.